AAGGGAAAACAAAGAUCUUGAUUCAUCCAUCACCCAAGUCACUUCAUAUCAUUUGGUAACAUCUAUUGGAAACGCACAAAACAAGAAUCCUAAGACAAGGCUGGAGACAAAUUAUACCACUCCAACUGAGUUCAUAUUUAUUGGAUUCACAGAGUAUUCCCCAUUCAGAGUCACACUGUUCUCAGUGUUUCUCAUAGUGCACACGUUAACCAUGGUGGAAAAUAUAGGCUUAAUAAUCCUAGUUAAUAGUGAUUCGGGACUUCAAACUCCCAUGUACUGCUUGCUUAGCAAUUUGUCUUUCUUAGACUUCGUCUAUUCUACAGCAAUUUCUCCGAAAAUGCUGGUAAACUUCCUAGCUUCCAGGAAGAGAAUCUCUUUCUAUGGCUGUGCUAUUCAGAUGCUUUUCUUUGCAUGUUUUGCAGAUUAUGAGUGUCUUAUCCUGGCUGUGAUGGCCUAUGACUGUUUUGCAGCCAUCUGUAACCCAUUGCUUUAUUCUAUACUGAUGUCUCAGAGAGUCUGCAUCAGCAUGGUUGUGCUGGCAUAUCUUGCUGGGAGUAUGACUUCACUGGAGCAUGUGUCCCUCAUAUUUAGGCUUCCGUAUUAUGCCUCCAAUGUCAUCAGUCACUUUUUCUGUGAUAUCCCACAUCUCCUGGCUUUAUCAUGUGAAGAUACCCACAUUAAUGACACCUUUAUAAUCAUUGUCAUCUCUUACUUCUGCAUCCUGGUCACUGUUCUGAGCAUCAAGUCUUCAGGAGGCAGAAGCGAAACCUUCUCCACAUGUGCUUCCCAUCUCACAGCUUUCACCUUGUUCUAUGGUAUACUCUUGUUUAUGUACUUGCAUCCCAUCACCAGCAAUUCCCCAAACAUUGAUAAGAUAGUUUCACUGUUUUACACUGUGGUUUUCCCUAUGUUGAACCCAAUGAUUUAUAGCUUCAGAAACAAGGAUGUAAAAUGCCCUUCAAAAAUUAUUGGAAAUAAAGUGGAUUUUAAAAUGAAUAGGAAUUCAAGUUGUGAAUAA
Nannospalax galili (Upper Galilee mountains blind mole rat) is the source of this 1018-nucleotide messenger RNA. Its product is annotated as olfactory receptor 5AS1-like. The record is from RefSeq and is a predicted model, not a curated record. Gene Ontology annotation, biological process: sensory perception of smell; G protein-coupled receptor signaling pathway. NCBI's taxonomy places the organism in Eukaryota, Metazoa, Chordata, Mammalia, Rodentia, Spalacidae. Gene Ontology annotation, molecular function: odorant binding; olfactory receptor activity. Gene Ontology annotation, cellular component: membrane.